Molecule: messenger RNA, 1460 nt
Organism: Artibeus jamaicensis (Jamaican fruit-eating bat)
Lineage: Eukaryota; Metazoa; Chordata; Mammalia; Chiroptera; Phyllostomidae
Gene: NT5C3B
Product: 5'-nucleotidase, cytosolic IIIB
Exons: 9
Coding region: 133-1086 (317 amino acids)
Cellular component (GO): cytoplasm
Molecular function (GO): magnesium ion binding; 5'-nucleotidase activity
Source: RefSeq, a predicted model, not a curated record
UGAUGAAGGCCACGGUCCUGAUGCGGCAGCCCGGGCGGGUGCAGGAGAUCGUGAGCGCCCUCCGCAGGGGCGGAGGCGACCGCUUGCAGGUCAUCUCUGAUUUUGACAUGACCUUGAGCAGGUUUGCAUGCGAUGGAAAGCGAUGUCCUUCUUCCUACAACAUUCUGGAUAACAGCAGGAUCGUCAGCGAGGAGUGCCGGAAAGAGUCGAUUCCCAUGUUUAUCGGGCACUGCCGCUGACUGGCCCUGCGUGAGACACGCUCCCUCUCCAGGAGGUCGGAGGCUCUGGUGUGUGGAAGGGAACCGAAGCCAGAGGAGGCACCUGUGUUCCCUCGGUGGCAGAGUGAUGGAGGCGCCCACUGACGCGCUGUGUCCCAAACUACAGUCCUCUAGUUCCACUUUUGUGAUUUUGCUGAAUGCACUCCUUCACCACUACUACCCGAUUGAAAUCGACCCACACCGGACCAUCAAAGAGAAGUUACCUCACAUGGUGGAAUGGUGGACCAAGGCGCACGAUCUCCUGUGUCAGCAGAGGAUUCAGAAGUGUCAGAUCGCCCAGGUGGUGAGGGAGUCCAAUGCGAUGCUUCGAGAGGGCUACCAGACGUUCUUCAACACCCUCCACCAAAACGACAUCCCCCUUUUCAUCUUCUCUGCGGGCAUCGGGGACGUGCUGGAGGAAAUCAUCCGCCAGAUGAGAGUGCUGCACCCCAACAUCCACAUCGUGUCCAACUACAUGGAUUUCGACGAGGAGGGUUUCUUGCAGGGAUUCAAGGGCCAGCUCAUACACACAUACAACAAGAACAGCUCCGUGUGCGAGAACUCCAGUUAUUUCCAGCAGCUCCAGGGCAAAACCAACAUCCUCCUGCUGGGAGACUCCAUGGGGGACCUCACGAUGGCCGAUGGGGUUCCGGGUGUGGAGAACAUUCUCAAGAUUGGCUUCCUAAAUGACAAGGUGGAGGAGCGGCGGGAGCGCUACAUGGAUUCCUAUGACAUCGUGCUGGAGAAGGACGAGACGCUGGACGUGGUCAACGGGCUGCUGCAGCACAUCCUGCACCAGGGGGACUGGCUGGAGACGCAGGGCUCCUGAGUGCGCAGGCGCAGGCUCCUGUCCCCAGCAGCUGUGACGGGGAGGGGCGCCCCCGCGCGGCUGUUCCUCCGCUGCAAGCCUGGUGUGUACGGAGGACAGUCCACAGCACCCACGAGCUGCGGGGGCCCUCACCCUCCCCUCCUCCUUUCCCUGACGCAUUCUGUGUUCCCUCUGGGCUCUUCAAGGCCUGAGGGAGGCUCUGCCUGGUGGGAGGUAGCAAAAGUCAUUCCCGUGAGUCGGACCUGCAGGGCGUUCACGUUCUGGGGACCACUUGGUCCAGGAUUCUUUCUUUUCAGAAAUGCUUACCAUGGAAAGCUGUUCUUCAACAAAUCGGAUGUGCAAAGCAGGACAAAAUAAAAAAAGUUAAAACAGGA